CUCCGCCCACCUGUGCCCAGCAGUGCACCCACCUGUGCCACCCAGCAGUGUCACACAUCUGUGCCCAGACUUUUUGAAGUGCCAUCUACCUGUGCCCAGCAGUGCCACCCACCUGUGCCCACCCACCUGUGCCCACUAGUGCCACCUACGUGUGCCCACCAUUGCAGCCCAGCAGUGCUGCCAGUCAGUGCCACCAGUCAUCAGUGCCACCUAUCAGUGCUGUCUAUCAGUACCCAUCAUCAUUGUCGCCUCUCAGUGCCGCCUAUCCGUGACACCUCAUUAGUGCUGCCUAUCAGUGCCGCCUAUCCGUGA
This is a messenger RNA of Staurois parvus, 312 nucleotides long. Lineage: Eukaryota; Metazoa; Chordata; Amphibia; Anura; Ranidae. The record is from the annotation of a GenBank genome assembly.